Molecule: messenger RNA, 2541 nt
Organism: Aspergillus candidus
Lineage: Eukaryota; Fungi; Ascomycota; Eurotiomycetes; Eurotiales; Aspergillaceae
Gene: smp3
Product: glycosylphosphatidylinositol-alpha 1,2 mannosyltransferase smp3
Exons: 4
Coding region: 565-2169 (534 amino acids)
Biological process (GO): GPI anchor biosynthetic process
Cellular component (GO): endoplasmic reticulum membrane
Molecular function (GO): alpha-1,2-mannosyltransferase activity
Source: RefSeq, a predicted model, not a curated record
GAUUCAUCGGGUAAUUUCAUUCCUCUCCACUUCAAAGCUUCAUGACGGUGAUAUCACCCUCCGACGCGUCUGCCCAUCGGUCAGUACAGUGAGCACUCAUAGUGUCACGGCUCUUAAGCCUCUUAGCUGCAUCAAUCAGCUUCAUUCCUAGACUUAGUCUGGUCAAUCCGAUCCAUCCUUCCCACUCGCCCUCCGAUGAUCCUGAUCUUCCCUUUCAUUUGACCCCAUUCCACCUCAUCUUACAGGCUGUCUGAUCUCCUCUCCUCCCUCCAUCUCUAUUUUAAAUCACCUUCCCCUCUCUGCCCCUGCUUCUUUUCCCUUUCCUUUCCCCUUCCCUCCCCUUUCCCUUUUGGAUGGCUUACAGGAUCGUCUCUCCUUGAUCGCCUCUUAUAUAUCAUAUCCAUCCUCCAAUUCCCUUUCCUCUUGCAUGUCAUUGCACCAAGUCACAGCAUGUUCCUCCGAUAUAAACUCUCCCUUUCGCCGUCCUCCAUGCUGUGAAAAGAAAAGAGAAACCCCUUCCUUCUGUAUAUGCUGUUCUCGUGGUCCAACCACCUGGCCUGAGUCAUGUGGAGACGAACAUAUCUACUCCUCCUGGUGAUCCGUGUUUACUUUGCCCUCUCCCCCAGUUAUCUUCAUCCCGAUGAAAACUUUCAGGGGCCUGAAAUUUUCGCCGGUCGAAUCUUUUCCUUCCCCUCCAGAUUACCAUGGGAGUUUGUCGCCGAGAAGCCGAUCCGCAGCGUUUUCCCAUUAUGGCCGACCUACGACGUGCCGAUGAGCCUGUUGAAAUGGUUCUACACCGAGACCGGAACCGCGAAUCCUCCCCCGCAGCUGGUCUACCACCUGAUCCGCGGGUGUAUGUUUCUGUUGAGCUUUGUCCUGGAAGACUGGGCGGUCUAUGAGUUGGUGCCCUUCCCGCGCCAGCGUCGCGCCACGGUGGUGCUGGUCGCAUCCUCGUAUGUCACCUGGACGUAUCAGACGCACACCUUCUCCAACUCCCUUGAAACGUUGUUGGUAGCCUGGGGUCUGGUUUUGAUUCGUCGCAUCGUGGAGAAUAAGAGACGCUCUUCGCUCUUCUCCUGCGCGGUCCUUUCUUUUAUCGCUGUCGCCGGAGUCUUCAACCGCAUCACUUUCCCGGCCUUCCUCCUUCUCCCAGGACUCCAGUUACUGCCUCAUUUCUGGCGCAAGCCCCUAUCCCUGGUUUGCUUCGGGGGGUUUGGUCUUCUGUUCUUCGGUAUCGCGGUCCUGAUCGACACGGCCUUUUACCACCCGUCCGCGUCGUUUUGGGCAGCGGUCUACGACCCGGUCAUCACGCCUCUGAACAACUUGCUCUACAACACCGAUCAGUCGAAUCUGGCUCUCCAUGGAAUCCAUCCUCGAUAUAAUCACUUCCUAGUCAACCUACCGCAACUUCUCGGACCCGCCUACGUGACGAUGAUCGCCUCGUCGAUGCUGAAUUUCCCAGCUGGGUUCUCUUGGCUGAAAGAUAUGCGCGCCGUUUCUGCCAUCUCGGCCACGGCCAUCCUGUCCCUCUUUCCGCACCAGGAACCCCGCUUCCUGAUCCCAUGCAUACCCCUCCUUCUGAGCUGCUUCCGCAUGGGCCCGUCCCGUCUGUUUUUGGCCGCGUGGGUGAUCUUCAACGCGGCCCUGGGAUUCUUGAUGGGGGUCUACCACCAAGGGGGCGUGGUGCCAGCUCAGAUCGCCAUGCCAUCGAUCAUCUCCACCAGCGCCAUGAAAGCGUCUGGCGGGGAGCUCCCCAGCGUCUCCGCAACGGUGCUCUGGUGGAAGACCUACUCCCCACCCCUGUGGCUCCUCGGAGACAACAGCUCCCUUCCGCUGGACAUCGAAACCAGAGACUUAAUGGGCAUUCCGGGACUUCAGAUGGCGCAGGAACUGGAAAAGGCAGUCCCAUCCUGCCGGUCCAUCAAGGACUCCGACAACGCUAACCACCCGGUCUUCGUUGUGGCGCCCAAAUCGGCCACGUUCCUCGACCGAUAUAAGGCCCCGUCAGCGGAUGCGUCCGACCUCCAGCUCGUCCAGCUCUGGUCCUACAGCAAGCACCUGAACCUAGACGACCUCGACUUUGGUGACGACGGGGUCAUUCCGACAUUGAGACGCGUGAUUGGCCGUCGCGGAUUGGCCGUGUGGAAGGCCGAUAGGAUUUGCGAUUGACCUGCGUCAGCUGGUCCGGGGUAUACCAGCUUGGCCGAGGUGUGCAACCACCUCUCUAUCUCUUUUUAUUGAUUUAUUGGUUUUUCAAAUGAAAGUCUGGCGCUACCAUAAUCGUCUCUACACCGCAUGUUCCUGCCCUUCCUCUUAUUAUUCCUCACUCUUCUCGCAUUCGCAUUCUCCCUUCUCACCCCACAGCUUCAACUUUCACCCCCACGCCUUCAUUUUCAGCGAUCAUCUACUACCUGUUUUGUCGUCCUCACCACAUCAAAAACUCACCUCUCAUCUCCCCACCCCCACCAUAUCAAUCAUAUCAUGCGUAUCCGCUAUACCCCCUAUUCUCUCGUCUUCCGGACUCCCCCCGCCAUACUUUAA